This is a messenger RNA of Leptidea sinapis, 2052 nucleotides long. RefSeq lists its product as uncharacterized. Bases 113 to 2035 code for a protein of 640 amino acids. The transcript is spliced from 5 exons. The record is from RefSeq and is a predicted model, not a curated record. Lineage: Eukaryota; Metazoa; Arthropoda; Insecta; Lepidoptera; Pieridae.
GCCUAACCUAGUGAUAUACCUAGUAUAAUAUGCUUGCAUGUUGAGAUUAAAACGAUUUUUUUACCGACCCAAAAAAGGAGGAGAUCUCAAUUGAUGUGAGAUUUUCAACGCUAUGGCUUCAAAUCGACGGAAUAAAAUAAAAUAUAUAUACUGCAUCACCGGUUUAUUAUUGAUAAUUCUCUAUCUUUAUUAUUUUUAUAUGUUUGUUGACUCUUCUAAACAUCAUUAUAGAUAUAGAGAAUAUAAUACUAAUACAUCGAAUCCAUUUUAUAUCAAAUAUAACGAAAGUGAAGAUUAUUUGAUCAACACACCCGGGUGCUCGAUACCAAAUUUUGGAAGAACAUUAAAUUUCAAAGAAGCAGAAGAUCAAGGGAAGUCGUGUGGAGAUAGAGCUAUAUUUGUAUACAAGCUCUCAAAUGAAUAUCUUACUUUUAGAAUAGAUGAUAUUAAGAUGAGAAUUUACAGUAAGGGGAAGUGGAAUUAUCAAUGCUGUUAUCAAUUCAUCAAACCUAAAAAUAAAUCUAAUGACGUAGAUUAUAGGACUAUAGAACGUACAGGAUGCGAGCCCUUUAAAAAUAUGAGCAAAAUAGAGCUUAAAGAGGAAAUAAUUGUAGUGAGCUGUUAUAUUCAUAAUGAAAAUAAAAAUACAACUAUAUACGAAGAUGCUUAUAUUCUAGUUAAGAGGCUUUCGACUCAAAAAGAAGUAAAUGCAAAUGUCUCGGGAUAUAAUAUCCUUAUUCUUGGAAUGGAUACGAUGUCAAGAGUGCGCUUCAUUAGAAGCAUGCCGCGAACAUACAAGUAUUUGAAGGAAAAUGAUUGGUUGGAUUUCAGAGCUUAUAAUAAGGUGGACUACAAUACAUUUCCAAAUAUAGUGGCGCUUCUAACUGGAAAAAAAAGAUCAGAGGUCACCAAAUUAUGUAAUAAUACUAUGGAUACUUGCAAUGACAUAUUCCUAUGGUCCCUGUUUAAUAAAAAGGGAUACUACACUGCCUUCGGAGAAGACUAUCUUAGACUACCAGACACAUUCACACUGCAGAAUGGAUUUAAGGUUCCACCGACUAAUCACUACCCAAGACCGCUUUUCAUCACAGGAGAAUCCUUAAAAGGAAACCUUAUUUGCACGAUGAAAAAACCUUCUGCACAACAUUUGUUGGAUUACGCUCUGGACUUCUCUAUCGCAUAUAAAUCGAAUAAUUUUUUUGGAAUGUUCUGGCUAAAUUCCUACAGCCAUAACUUGCAAAAUAUACCAACUCUGAUAGAUCGAAAUAUUGUUAAUUUCUUUGAAUCUAUGGACAAUAGUGGGAUUUUGAAGAACACAUUUGUGUUUUUUCUAAGCGACCACGGCAUUAGAUUUGGCGAAGCACGUAUGCCGUACGAAUCUUACUACGACGAGCGUUUACCAAUGCUGUAUAUUCAAGUGCCAGAUAGUUUUAGAAAAACUCACACACAUCAAUAUACAAAUAUGGUUAUAAACCAAGGCAGGCUUCUGUCGCCCUAUGAUUUAUACUUAACAAUGUCAGACUUGUUACACAAAGAUGCUGGUACUUAUAUUUAUACUUUAGACGCCUGCCCUCAAUGUGUCAGUAUUCUCAAGGAACUUUCACCCGAUAGGAAUUGUGCGGAUGCAAGCAUAGACGCUAAAUGGUGCACGUGUCAUGACAUGACAAAACUACCGAAUGAUGAUAAAAAAGUGUUGCUCGGUGUAAGUGCUGCGAUGGCAAUUAUUCAGAAGAAAAACCGUGAAAUUAUUACAACUAAAUGUACAGAAUGUGAAAUAUUGCGGUUUAAGAAGGUUCUACGAGCUCACAUUUAUACCGACAGUUUCAAUACACGAGUUUAUUAUAUCAUUGUGUUGCUGACCACUCCAGGAGAUCUGAAAUACGAAGUCGUAGUAGAAAAGCAAGAUACCUUAAGAGUUAUUGAGCCCAUAGACACUAUAUCAACAUACAACAGCAAGGGUAAUUGUGUUGUGCAUCUUUACGAUCGAACUUUUUGUAUUUGUAAAAUAAAAAAGAAAUGUAAAAUAAAACCUUAGUUUAUGUCUUAAUUUAU